AUGAAACAACCGUUCUCCCUUUUUUUGUUCGCUCUUUGCAUCAUUGCUUUUUGCUCGAGUGCCAUGAUGAGCUUGGCAACAGCGAGAAGCUCCACCCAAGUUGGUGCCAAGGGUGAACCUUUGAUUGUCCUUCCUUUAAGUGAUUACAACAAUUUCUAUUACACCGUCAAUGCACAUUUCGGAACUGAUAAAAGUAAUACUUUCAAACUGUUGGUGAAUACUAAUGGUGGUUUAUUGACUGUAACUUCCACCUUAUGUGGAUAUCAAUGCUGGAAACAUCCCAAAUACGAUUCAAGAAAAUCCAAAACCUAUAAACCCGAUGGAAGAAAUGUUGAGUGGGAUAUUGGAGAAUUUCAGUUUUACGGCACUUUGGCCAAUGAUCAAAUUGCCUUACUUGGCAUGGAUAAUUCCGAAGCUCUCGUAGUGAAAAACGUAACAUUUGCUGAACUGGUCAAGGCCUCCGAUUCGUUGGAGGAAACCUAUUUACAAUAUGAUGGAUUGUUGGGUUUAAGCUUGCUGCCAGAACCAAGUGCCAAUAAUAUUUUUUCAUUUCCUUCCUUAAUGAGCUAUUUAGUGAAACAGCAAUUAGUAUCUCAAAGGAUAUUUUCAGUGUAUUUGAGUGAAUUUUUCAAUAUGAAUCAACAACAUCAGAAAGGAAAGGGAGCUCUUGUGUUGGGAGGUUAUUCCAAUGAUUACUAUGUUGGGGACAUGAAGUUUUAUCCAAUUCCAAGUGAUGCCAGACAUUGGAGUUUUGAAUUUGAUGGCUUGAAGGUGAAUGGACGACUCUUCCAAAAUCUUGGUUGUGGUAUUGGCUACGGAAAGAAAUGUGUGGCUCAAUUGGAUACAAGUGCUUUUACAAUUUUUACUGACACUUAUACAUUUUCGUAUUUACAACUUGGUGCCAACGUCUCGAUUCCUGCUGAUUGCUCACAAAUCAAACUCUCGAGUAUUCCAACCUUUGCAUUUGUGAUUGGAGGUAAUGAUUAUGUAAUCAAACCACAGGAUUAUGUGAUUGAAAAUAAGGCACCACUGUUUGGUCAACUUGUGUGCCAAGGAGCAAUCAAUCAAGCGGAUUUUUUGCAACCAGGAGAAUGGAUUUUUGGAGCUGUGUUUCAAUCUCUUUUCUACACCGUCUAUGAUCAACAAAAUGGUCGUAUUGGUCUUGCAACAGCAAAGCAUAAUUAA
Molecule: messenger RNA, 1185 nt
Organism: Naegleria fowleri
Lineage: Eukaryota; Heterolobosea; Eutetramitea; Acrasida; Naegleriidae
Exons: 2
Coding region: 1-1185 (394 amino acids)
Biological process (GO): proteolysis
Molecular function (GO): aspartic-type endopeptidase activity
Source: RefSeq, a predicted model, not a curated record